GCGUCACGAGCACCUGCCUCGUUUUGGAACAGUUUACAGUGACAACGAAAAAGUGCUAAAGUUUUCAUCAAUAAAAGAGUGAUUUAUGGCUUAUAAUUAGCUGAAAUGUGAAUAUAAAUGGUGUUCUUAGAUGCUUGAGUUACUCCAGUAGCUAAAGAUAUCAGAAAAUGUUUCGCAUAAGCCCAAGAACAUCCAUUUCUUCAGCGUCUAGCGGAGGUAGUGCAGGAACAAGUCCGGAACCAUCUCCUCCAAAUUCUCCAACUUAUGUGAGUAAGUUUGAUGCGAUCAGGAAGAAAAGUGGUGAUAGACAACAGCAUUUUAAAUUUCAGGAUGAUGAGCAUAGACAGAAGACGCCAUAUUUGGAAGGGAAUCUCAAGUUCGUUCACACGAUUGAGCUGUCCAAUGACAUCAUGUGUUGCCUAUAUAGCCCUGAUGGCUCUGUGCUUGCAGUUGGACUCUCAGAUGGUAUUAUAAAGGUAUUAAGCACAGAUACAGGGAAAGUACACUACAGUCUUUCUGAUGAUGACAUAUUCUCCACCAGUCUCCCAUGUACUGCUAUACGUUUCAAACCUGCAGCUGUUGGAGACACGAAAGUGGAACACACUCAUAUCUUAGUUGCAACAUAUUCCUCAGGAUUAGUGAAAUUCUGGCAUUAUACCUCAGGGUCAUGUAUUCAUACAAUCAACGAAGCACAUCAGACUUUGGCUCUUGGCUUUAACCCUGAACACACCAAGUUCAUAACUGCGGCUGCUGACAGUACAAUCAAUCUCUAUGAUGAGCAUACCAAACAGAAGAUACGAGUUUGUGAAGCAAGUGAUUCUAAAUCAGUGAUGGAUGGUCACAGACUUAGGGUGUUUGCUGUCCAGUACCACCCCCAUAACACAAAUCAGUUUGUAUCUGGGGGUUGGGACGACACUGUCCAGUUCUGGGAUGACAGACAGAGACAUGCAAUCAGGAGACUAUAUGGUCCACAUAUAUGUGGAGAUGCUUUAGACAUUGAUGCCAAACAUGAUCACCUCUUAACAGGGUCUUGGAGGAAAGAGAACACUUUACAGAUUUGGGACUAUGGAAGUGGGAAGAAGAUCAAAGACGUUCCACAGGAUCUUUUCCAUACAAGUUUGCAUUGCAACCAUUACAACACUGCUAAGUGUAAGCUGUACUGUGCACAUUGGCUUGGUAAAGAGUUCAUGGUGUGCGGAGGCUGUGAACAGAACAUGGUUCGUGUCAUUGACAGAGGAACUCUUAAUACGACAGGGCAACUAAUUGAUCUUCCACAAGGGGCAUAUACAAUAGAUAAUGAUCGUAUUGGAAUGCAUCCUAAACUGGCAAUAGGAUCAGCACGGACAAUCUACAUCUUGAAACAUGAUCAAAAGAUAAACAAAUCUUGAAAUGUUGUACAUUCAAAUCUUAAAGAUUACAUUUCACUUAUGUUUUGUCAUUUUUGAAUUACACGUACUAGAAACAUUCAGAAACAUAAUUAACUUUGUUAUAUUUGGGUCUUGGUUAUUUAUAGUACCAUCAUUGAGAUAUAUCUAUGAAUUUUUCAGAAUUUUCUUAAAAUCAAAAUAAUGAACAUUUUAUUGAAAAGCUAGAUUAGCAUAAUAGCCAAAACUGACAUUAAUACAAUAUUGUUACAAAACCAGUUUCUACAUUACAAGUGCCAAGCAAGUCUUGAGGAAUAGUAGUUCGGGUCAAUAAGAAAGUGACAGUGAUAAUACUAUAUGGUCCAAGUAUAAAAGUAUUAAUUGUUUUACAUAUUGUAGAUUCAACUCAAUACUCUUUUUGUACAUAUUAUGUAUAUAGUUAUUAGUUAGAAGUUGCAACUUUAUGAAUAUCAGAUUUAUACAUACUUGAACAUGUUAGAGGGAUACAAGAGGGUAUGUACGUGAAUAUAAGUAUGAACAUGCAUAUAUAUGUCUUGCAUUUAUUAUGAGGUCCCCCUUCUGGACAUAUCUGUCUACUUCUUAUCCAUGAUAUGUGGGUGAUAUUGGGAGCUGACCAGG
This is a messenger RNA of Owenia fusiformis, 2003 nucleotides long. The record is from the annotation of a GenBank genome assembly. Lineage: Eukaryota; Metazoa; Annelida; Polychaeta; Sabellida; Oweniidae.